AUGAGGGCAGGGCAGUGGAGUGUUGAGAGGGGAUCUCAUCAACGUGUACAAAGGCUGCACAGAGGAGUUCUCAGAGACCUUGAGCGACUGAGUCAGAAAGAGCAAAAUAUUCGCCUUUUAGAAGAGCAGAUCGCUUUGACGAAGCAGCUCAAAGAAGAAAGAGACAAGACGCUAAUGGAGAAAGGGUCCCAGCAGUCCUAGGCACGGUCCUGACCCCUGAGA
This is a messenger RNA of Struthio camelus australis, 222 nucleotides long. Lineage: Eukaryota; Metazoa; Chordata; Aves; Struthioniformes; Struthionidae. The record is from RefSeq and is a predicted model, not a curated record.